Messenger RNA from Nylanderia fulva, 861 nucleotides. The record is from RefSeq and is a predicted model, not a curated record. NCBI's taxonomy places the organism in Eukaryota, Metazoa, Arthropoda, Insecta, Hymenoptera, Formicidae.
AUGGAGGUGUGUCUACCCCACAAAAUAAGAAAGAGGGAGUACCUCAGACCCAAAGAGGAACCUCAAGGAAAAGCGGAAGGGGAAACGUGGGCUAUCAGUAGAAAAGCCAAGAGGGCCAUGAUUGCAGAAGCUAAAAAGGAGGCAGAGAAAUCUACAAUAGAGAAACCUAUAUCCUCUCCCCAAUCCAAACCAGCCAAACCGGCAAGAUCGGCUGGAAAGAAGAGAGAGCCGCGAACGGCAGCGGUAACGGUGACGUGUCCUCCCGGGACUUAUGAAAAGAACCUCAGGAAGGCACGUCAGAAGAUGGAGAAGAAGGGAAUAAACUUAGAAGGGGCUAAAAUAAGAAGGGAAGUCACUGGCUCCUACGUCUUUGAAAUCCCGGGGGUCAAUAAACAAGAGAGAGCCGAUAAGUUCGCUCUCAGAUUAAGAGAGGCCUUUAAAGGCAAAGAGGGCGUUAAAGUACAGCGCCCUACCAAAAUGACGAAAAUACGACUCCGGGGGCUCAAUGAGUCGAUAAGAGCCCCCGAAGUAGUGAAAGCCAUAGCCACCGCUGGUGACUGUUAUGAGGAGAAAGUCCACCUGGGGGAGAUUCGUAAAACCCCAGCUGGAGUUGGUAUGGUGUGGACCCGCUGCCCGCUCAAGGCAGCGAACACAAUUAUAAAGACGGCCCAAAUAAAAAUAGGAUGGGCGGUGACACGAGUGGAAAUAUUACAGACGCGACCCCUCCAGUGCUACAAAAGUCUGGAAGGGGGACACGUGAGGGCGAGAUGUCCCAAUACCGUAGACCGCAGCGACGUAGACCCCGACACCAUGGAGGUGUCGGGCUUGGAGUGCAAGGUUCAAGAAAAAGAUAACCUGUGA